CAUUUUGAAGGUCUGGUUGCAAUGUGUGGUAAGUUGCUAACUUCUACUGCAGAUGGCGGUAUUUCACACCUUCAUUGCACUCCCCUUUUCCAAGACAUUUCCUCCCAAAAUAUAACGGAGAUUGAGAAGUUCUGGAAGUCCACAAGUUUGAGUUAGCUGACGUUUAGCUUCCCCUUUUCUGACUCAGUCCCUCCAGCCGAUAGGAUGAGAGGAAGUUCGCCGUAGAGAAUAUCAUUUUAUAUCGAAACUGCUAAUUUUUGAAUUCAUCACUGAAAUGUGCUAACUUACAGAAGUUAUCAAGAAGUUUGGCGUUUUUAACGACUUUCCAGCUUGAAGGUUGAUCAUCUCCUGUCUAAUCCAGAACAUCUUUCAUCAUGGGUGACUGGAGUGCGCUGGGGAAACUUCUUGACAAGGUCCAGGCGUACUCCACAGCAGGAGGCAAAGUCUGGCUCUCCAUCCUCUUCAUCUUUAGGAUCCUGGUCCUGGGGACGGCGGUGGAGUCCGCCUGGGGAGACGAGCAGUCGGCGUUCAAGUGCAACACGCUGCAGCCCGGCUGCGAGAACGUGUGCUACGACAAGUCAUUCCCCAUCUCCCAUGUGCGCUUCUGGGUGCUGCAGAUCAUUUUUGUGUCCAUGCCGACCCUCCUGUACCUCAGCCAUGUCGUGUUCCUCAUGCACAAGGAGGAGAAAUUGAAUAAAAAGGAGGAGAUAUUACAAGACAUCCAGAGCAAGGGAGGAGAUGUGGAUGCACUCUUGAGGAAAAUUGAAAUGAGGAAGUUCAAGUACGGCCUGGAAGAUCACGGGAAGAUCAAAAUGAGAGGAGGGAUAUUUUACACAUAUAUACUGAGCAUCGUCUUGAAGUCCAUAUUUGAAAUUGUUUUCCUGUUGAUUCAGUGGCACCUUUAUGGAUUCACGCUGUCGGCCGUUUAUACGUGUCAAAAGUUCCCCUGUCCACAUAAAGUAGACUGCUUUUUGUCUCGUCCCACCGAGAAGACGGUUUUCAUCAUCUUUAUGUUGGUCGUUUCGCUGGUCUCACUGGCCCUCAAUGUCUUCGAGUUUUUUUACGUGAUUUUCAAGAGGAUGAAGGAUCGAUUCAAAGAGUCAGAGAAAAACUUUGAUAGGGCCUGCCAUAUCAAGCCUUGCCCAAGGAACUUGUCCAGUUACGGGUAUUAUAACGACUGCUCGGCCCCCGUUCCUAAUCUGGGCUAUAACCUAAAUACGGGUGACAAGUCCAACUCCUCUGACAAUUAUGACAAGCAGGCUAAUGAGCAAAACUGGACUAAUUACAGUACAGAACAGAACCAGCUGGGUGACAUCCAGCACUUUCCGUAUUCUGAGAAAGUGGCUCUGGGGAAGGAUCUUCUGCUGCUCAAAGAGCUUGAACCUCGACCUAGUAGUCGAGCGAGCAGUCGGGCCCGGCCGGAUGAUCUUGACAUCUAGCAGACCCCAUGGACUAUUUCUACCUUUCACAAGUGGUGAAUAUAUAUAUA
Molecule: messenger RNA, 1489 nt
Organism: Carassius carassius (crucian carp)
Lineage: Eukaryota; Metazoa; Chordata; Actinopteri; Cypriniformes; Cyprinidae
Gene: gja1a
Product: gap junction protein alpha 1a
Exons: 2
Coding region: 375-1439 (354 amino acids)
Biological process (GO): cell communication
Cellular component (GO): connexin complex
Source: RefSeq, a predicted model, not a curated record